Quercus robur (English oak) is the source of this 1911-nucleotide messenger RNA. Its product is annotated as heat shock cognate 70 kDa protein-like. The record is from RefSeq and is a predicted model, not a curated record. The transcript has 3 exons. Bases 1 to 1665 code for a protein of 554 amino acids. NCBI's taxonomy places the organism in Eukaryota, Viridiplantae, Streptophyta, Magnoliopsida, Fagales, Fagaceae. Gene Ontology annotation, molecular function: heat shock protein binding; misfolded protein binding; ATP-dependent protein folding chaperone. Gene Ontology annotation, biological process: cellular response to unfolded protein; protein refolding. Gene Ontology annotation, cellular component: cytoplasm.
AUGGCCAACCAUAGAGAGGGUCCGGCGAUUGGGAUCGAUCUGGGUACAACUUACUCGUGCAUGGCAGUGUGGAAUAAUGAAAGAGUAGAGAUAAUAGUGAAUGAUCAAGGUAACAGGACCACUCCCUCCUAUGUUGCUUUCACUUCGAUGCAGCGCUUGGUAGGUGAUGCCGCCAAGAACCAGGUUGCCAGGAACCCCACCAACUCCGUUUUCGAUGCAAAGCGGUUGAUUGGUAGGAGAUUUAGUGAUCCCUUGGUUCAAAGCGAUAUCAACCUUUGGCCAUUUAAGGUCAUUGAAGGUCCUAGUGAUAAGCCUAUGAUUGUGGUCAACUAUAAGGGUGAAGAGAAGUGUUUUGCUGCUGAGGAAAUCUCAUCUAUGGUGCUUAAAAAGAUGCGUGAGAUGGCUGAAGCCUACCUGGGCACAACUGUGAAGAACGCGGUUGUUACUGUCCCUGCCUACUUCAAUGAUUCCCAACGCAAGGCCACAAUGGAUGCUGGAGGAAUUGCAGGCUUGAAUGUCCUUCGUAUAAUCAAUGAACCAACUGCUGCAGCCCUUGCAUAUGGUCUUGAGAAGUCUGGCUGCAUUGGCAAGAAAAAUGUGUUGAUUUUUUAUGUUGGUGGUGGUACUGUUGAUGUCUCACUACUUACCAUUGAGAAGGGUGUCUUCGAAGUGAAGGCCGUUGCUGGAGAUACUCACCUUGGAGGUGAGGACUUUGAUAACAGAAUGUUAAAGCACUUUGAACUCAACAUGGAUUUGUUCAGGAAGUGUAUCGAGCCUGUGGAAAAGUGUUUGGCCGAUGCUAAGAUGGACAAGAGUUGCGUCCAUGAUGUUGUUCUCACGGGUGGUUCUUCCAGAAUCCCCAAGGUGCAGCAGCUGUUACGGGACUUCUUUGAUGGGAAGGAGCUCUGCAAGAGCAUGAAUCCAGAUGAGGCUGUGGCUUAUGGAGCUGCUGUUCAAGCUGCAAUCUUAACUGGAAGGGGUAAUAAGAAAAUUCAAGACAUUAUACUCUUCGAUGUCACCCCUCUGUCCCUUGGUAUAGAGGCUCAUGGACAGGUGAUGUCUGUUUUGAUUCCAAGGAAUACCACCAUUCCCACCAAGAAGGAGCAUGAAUACCGAACCAUGAUGGACAACCAGCUUAAUAUAAGAAUUUCAGUUUAUGAGGGUGAAAGAGCAAGAUCUACUGAUAACAACUUGCUGGGAAAAUUUGAUCUUUAUGGCAUUCCUCCAGCACCCAGGGGUGCUGGAAAGGUGAUAGUUUGUUUUGAUCUUGACAUCAAUGGUAUCUUGAAUGUUUCUGCAACAGAGAAGACCACUGGUGUGAAAAGGAAGAUCACUAUUACCAAUGAUAAAUGGAGACUGUCCAAUGAAGAGGCUGAGAGGAUGGUCCAGGAUGCGAAGAGAUACAAGGCUGAAGAUGACUAUCACAUUAAGAAGGUUAAGGCUAAGUUAGAUUUGGCGAACUAUGCCUACGACAUGAAGAAUGCUGUCAAUGAUGAGAAUAUUUGUGCGAAGCUUAGCCCUGCAGUUCAGAAAGAGAUUAAAGAUGCUGUUGAACAGGUGAUUCAAUGGUCAUUAGAUGACAGCAAGGUCAUGGAUUUAAAACCAUGUCAGGACAAGUUGAAAUGGCUCAAGAGUAUUUGCGGUCCCAUUCAACAAAAAAGGUGAUAGUUAAAGAGUUCAUCGUAGCACCCUAUUAAUGCAACAGAUAUAAUGGUUCAAAGUUCAAACUGUCCGAUGCCCUAGCUAGAGCAGGAGCAGUCAUGGAGGAUGAUUUUGUCACUUUUGAUUCCCCUCCCCUCUCUAUUGUAAAUUCUAUGCGUUUUGACAAGUUGGGCUUGACCCAGAACCGUAUUUGUAAUGUUGUGGCAGUAGCCUCAUAAGUUCUUAUAUAUCUCCCCUUUCUACCAAAAA